CUCGGAAGUUUAUUAAAAUAUUCCGUUUAAAAGUCCACCAUCAAAUUGUGACCAUUUCUUAUCACAUUAACGAGAAUAACCAAGCGUCCCGACGCAGGUUUAUACAGUGUUUCCUUUUAAUUUAGCAAAGCGGUGUACAAGAGUUCAAAGGAAAACUAAAGUAGGAGCCGAACCCUCCUAUGUGGUUCUACAGUACAUAUUGUGAAGUGGACUUGUAGACCUCGUGUGUAGAAAUGGGCUUCAUUUACUCGGUGCGCAUUUAUAGCAAUCUGUGCAGAGUACUCGCACCAGUAAAUUAGCCUCGUAGAAGAGUUUCCUCGUCAAGAUGCGGGAGAGAACUACUGUGAUCCCCUGCUCAGCAGUGGGGAUCUAGUGAAAUAACAAAAACAACCUAUGAGAGAAGAAGCACAAGGUUUUUCUUCAAAUCACUAUUCCUGGGUAGGAUAAUCAUAUGAAAGUUAUCAAUCCGAGCCAUCUUAUAUAGGACUUAGUGUUGAUUCGAAGGGACAAGAUCCCUGCCUUAAUUCUACUUUUCUAAUAUUCUCAAUUUUUGAGAAUACACCACGUAACGUUUUACUAUUAAGACUCGGUUGUCCUCCUGAAAAUCGCUGGAACGAUUAUUCUAUUGUGACUGUGAGUGGUGAAAAUUCUAUUGCAAGCAAGAAAGGCACUAAACGAAGAUGUCGUUCCUAUCAAAUCUUAAGAAAGCAUUCCACUUCGGUGGCAAUGACGCCAAGAAGAAGAAGCUGUACAAUAACAUCAAGAUGGACUGUAGUCCUGAAGAAUUUUGGGAGAUGAUAGGUGAACUUGGUGAUGGUGCCUUCGGAAAAGUUUACAAGGCACAACACAAGCAAACUCAGCAGCUGGCUGCUGCAAAGAUGUGUGCCCUGGAGGGUGAAGAUGAUCUCAGUGAUUUCAUGAUUGAGAUCGAUAUACUAUCAGAAUGCAAACAUCCUAAUGUUGUUGAGCUCCACGAGGCAUACUUUAUGGAAGGAAAACUGUGGAUGCUCAUCGAAUACUGUGACGGAGGGGCUUUGGACUCUAUAAUGGUAGAACUUGAAAAAGCUCUAACAGAACUUCAAAUAGCUUACGUAUGUCAGCACAUGACUAGGGGUCUUACAUUUCUUCACAAAGCCAAGGUCAUUCACAGGGAUUUAAAAGCAGGCAAUGUUCUCCUGACAAUGGCUGGUGGCGUUAAGUUGGCGGACUUUGGCGUCUCUGCUAAGAACAAGCACACACUUCAGAAGCACGACACCUUCAUCGGCACGCCAUAUUGGAUGGCGCCAGAAGUUGUCCUCUGUGAGACCUUCAGAGACAAUCCAUAUGACUUUAAGGUCGAUAUUUGGUCCCUUGGCAUCACCCUGAUAGAAUUCGCCCAGAUGGAACCACCGAAUCAUGAGAUGUCACCGAUGAGGGUGUUGCUGAAGAUCCAGAAGAGUGAACCUCCCAAGCUGGACCAACCUGGAAAAUGGAGUAAGGACUUCAAUGACUUCAUCGCCAAGGCACUGAUAAAAGAUCCAUCCUCGAGACCGACUGCCGAGGAACUUCUGAAGCAUCCGUUCAUCAACAGAACUCUCGACUCAAAACCCAUACGCGAUCUUCUACUGGAGUAUAAAGCCGACGUCGUCGAAGAGGAGCUUGUCGACGAGGAUGCCGAGAAGGCCAAAAAGGCGAAAAAACACAGAGAACAGUAUCAGCGUAUCGAAUUUGGCUGUGCAUGCGGCUCACCCGGGCCUCGCCAGCCCCAUCACCCGUGCGAUUGUCAGGAGCAGCGCACGUCGCAGCUACCCCUGGAGCUGGACCAACUCGGAGAUGACUCUGCAUCUAUGCGCAGCGACACUGAUGUUAAGAUCAUGGAGAAGGAAAGUGUUGUUGUGUCGCCCGUGUCUCCGAAGCGCGAGGAGAGUAACAAGCGAGAGAUCAAUCGGGAUGGUGAAAAGGAAGAGAGGAACAAGAAAUUGCGCAAAACUGAAUCCAGGGAGAAUAUACCUGGAUUCGUCGAAAAGAAGCAACAGGCACCCAAACCACCAGUUCCAAGCGAAACGAACGAGCGACGAAUAUCGAGAGAUAAGGGUCCUGCGCCGCCACCGCCAGGAAGACAAGAUAGCAAGGGCGAAGAGAAAGAAAACAUUCCAAAGACUAUUGAGAAACCCAGUGCCAUGGAAGUAGUGGACAAAACAAGGAACGUCAUCGAGAAGCAAGAUAAGCCGAACAAGCUGGAACGUCUCAACGGCGAGAAGAAACCCUUGGAGAAACAAUCCAGCCAGGAGAAUGCUAUAUCCUUGGAAAAGAGGAAGGACACACCAGAUAAAGAUAAGGGGGCUGGUGUCAGAACGAAAUCCUUCGAGGAAAAACAAAAUUCUACGGAGCGACAAGGUAACGGUGACGAGAAACGGAAAUCUGCACCGAUCAAACUGGAACCGGAAGACACGAAGAAACCCGUCAUCAGCAAACAGGCAUCAUUAGAGGAAAAGAACAGGUACGAUCGGAAAUCAUCGGUGGAAGAAAGACCCAGAUACGAGAAACAAAAAUCCGACGAGAGUCGAAGGAGCCUUGAAGAGAAACGUAAAUCCGUCGAGGAGAAACUGAACGCCGUUCUCGAGAAGAGGAUUUCAAUGGACUCGAGUAAAAGAAUAAGCGACGCCUCCAUAGACACUCUGAAAAGAUCCUCGGAUUCCAGUAAUGCUCAGGGAUUUUCGGAAAAGUCCUCCGUCAAGUCGAACUCCACUGAGGACAUCAAAAGCGAUUUUGGUAUAUCGAAGACUGAGAGCCUCGCUAAGAGUCGCAGCGAAGGCUCCUCGAGGAACGACUCCUUGGAGAACUUCUCCGAAGAGUUCGUUGCCAAGACUGGUAAUAAAAAGUGGCUCGUCGGCGAAAGAACUCAGGAAGAUACCGUAGACAGGAGCGUCGACAGGGAACGUCGUGAUUCCGGCGUUAACGUAUCUGUCAUAACCUCGACACCCAUCCGGAGCAGAAGUGUCUCCAGGAGCGGUAGUGGCGAUAAUAUCGUUGUAAUUACUGGAAAAUCCCAACCGGACCAAGAUAUCCGUCUUAACACGUCAACGGUGAGAAUAACGUCAGACUCCCCGGACCCUUCAAACAGUCUAGCCAGUAACGUCAGCCAAGUAACUGUGGUGACGACUCAUCCUCCAGUGUUGAUCGACGCCGCUUCGACACCCCCACCACGUAGACCUUCGCCAACGUCCGAAGUGGUGAUCGUAGCCAACGAGACAAACAAGACUCAAGUGAACGAGAGUUCCACUGACGACGAUGGCUUCCCCAGUCUUGACAGUCUGGAGUACGUACCCCAGGAACAGGCCAUCGUCAUCGCCGAUACCCCGAAGAGAAUCGGCAAGAAGCUGGACGAGUCCGAGGUCGUGAUAGUGAGUCCGAUCUUGGACGAGUUACAGGAUACUAGUCACGUAUCUGUCGUCACGGUUGGCGACGAUAAGGAACAGGUCAAGGAUUCCUCGAUGAUGGCGAAAACUAAUGUCGCCAGGACAGGAUCAUCGCACAGCGAUAUUAGUUCGACGGAGAGAUCAAGUUCCAAGAGCGAUAGUGGAGAUGAGAUUAAUAAAAUGGGUAUGACCGUUGCUGGUACCACGCUGGAGUCUACUGACGUAGACGAAAUCGUCGAGCGCAACUCCACCAAGAUGAAUGGUCAGGUUCGUCGAGAGAACGACAGAGUACCUAAGCUUUCUAAGCAGAAAGAGAGUGUAAAGGCACUCAAGGAGAAGAGAGUAUCUCCGGAUAGUUAUGAAGGAUCCAGGUCACAUAGCGAUUCUGGUUCCACCAGGUCUCAUACUCCUAGCAAAAGUAUAGAUAGAUCCGAUGCUGAAUCGAUUUCUACGACAAUAAGCCAGGACAGUCGAGAAUCCAAUAAAGAAAAUCAUAUAGGCAGAGAAUCCAGGCAAUCUUCUGAAAUUGAUGAUGAGGUCGUUCUCAGGAGAAAACCUGAUUACAAUCGUGAGAUUCCCAGGCCAACGAGAACGAAGGAAGAUAUACAGAUGAUGAAUCUGAAAAAGAAGACGAGAAAGCGCACUAGGAAGUUUGAAAUUGACGGUGUCGUUGUAACCACGACGACAUCCAAGGUCAUCUACGGGGACGACGAGAACGGCAAGGUGUACGACGACCAGAUAUUCCGGAAGCAAGAACUUCGUGAACUGAAGAUGCUUCAGAAGAUGGAGCAAAAGCAAUUCCAAGACCUAUCUCAAAAGGCGCAAUUUAAUAAGGACCAGCAGGAGAAGAAAUUCGAGCAGGAACGACAAGUGCUAGAACGUGGUGCGGAGAGUGACCUAGAGACCCUGGCUCGUCAACAGAGACAGCAAAUAGAACGUGCGGAGGCUCAGCAAGAAGCAGACCUCCGACUAGCUUCGAAGAAGAUCCGCAGCGAACAAGAACGUGAACUAAAACAGUUCAGGGAAGGUCUGAAACAAGAGCUGCGACUUUUGAAGCAAGAGGUGGACCUGAUGCCGAAGGAGAAGAGGAAGAGCGCUUUCAAGACACGCAAGGAGAAGCUAGAAGCCGAGCACGAAGAACGCGAGAAGUUAUUCCUGGAAAAGCUAAACGAAAGUCAUGAGACAUCCUUGCGCAGACUCUCCGACAGUCACCGGGAGAAGAUAGCCCUGAUGGAGAGGCAGUUCCUCCAACAGAAGCAGCAGCUGAUGAGGGCACGGGAAGCUGCCAUCUGGGAACUAGAGGAGCGACAAAUUCAUGAGAGACAACAAUUAUUGAAGAGACAGCUCAAGGAUAUGUUCUUCCUCCAGCGACACCAAAUGCUGAUCAGGCACGAGAAGGAGUUGGAGCAGAUGAAGAGGAUGAACCAGAGGAAGGAGGAGGAACUUAUAAAGAGGCAAACUGCUGAACGUCGUAACUUGCCUAAGAGGAUUCGUAACGAGAUGAAAGCCAGGGAGAUGAUGUUCCGAGAGUCGAUGCGCAUAUCCAUAAUAUCUUCUACGCUAGCCUCCGACCCGGAUGCCGAGAGAGAGAAACUGAAGAAGUUCCAGGAGAACGAGAAAAAAAGAUAUCGUGCUGAACAACAACGCUUCGAAUUAAAACACGCCAGACAGUUAGAGGAGGUUAGGGCACAGAGUGACGCCACCAUAAAAGAACUGGAACAACUUCAAAAUGAGAAGAGGAAAAUGCUGAUGGAGCAUGAGACGAUGAAGCUCAAGGAACAGGAAGAAGCGUACACGAAGGAGCUCAGAGAAUGGAAAGCACAAUUAAAGCCACGUAAACAGAGACUGGAGGAGCAAUUCGCUCUGCAAUUAGAAGAGCAAGAAGCAAUUUAUGGACCCAGCGCAAUACCACUUUGCCUCCCACCGGAUCUACCGGAUCUGACGCAUCAUACUGCAGGCUCGACGCGAAGUUCACUUUCAUCCGUGAGCGAGGGUUAAGGAAAACGUCACAGUCUACGAUGAUUGCUCGAGAUAGUGAGAACAUGGAUUUCAAGAUUGUAGAGGAGCAAAAUAGUCGUAUUACGGAGAAACACGAAGAAGCUCUGGCGCAAAGCAAACGGAAAGGAAGAAAAUGGAGCGAGAAAGAGAGAGAAAGAAUGAUAAACAUAAAAAAAGACACGCAGAAGACAAGGACGAAAUCGCGACAUUUCCCUCGACGAAGGAUAAACUGUGAUCUUCUUCGUUUGUAUUCUUGCUCGUUUUGUUAAUCCGGGACGCCAGGCCUGGAGGAUUUACAUAGGCCAUUACCAUCGUAUCUCGAUCAAGCUCUUAAGUAUCCUUAAAAAGCUAUCUUGUCGAGGGUCCUGGUAAUUGCCUAUAUGGAGAAACACUUUGCUAUUCCAGCCACGUUAUUUGUACAUAGCGCAACGUUUCUUACACGAACGUUUACAAUCGCGAAAAUAUAUAUAUAUAUACACAUAUACAUGUGUAGUAUAUAUUGGUACCAUCCAUACCGUUCUUUCAUACGGCCAAUACAAUAUUCUCUACGUCGAUUAUAUAGAAGUUCGUAUACACUGUUAUAUAAAUGUUAUAUAAUGAUGAGAAGCGAAGGGGACAAUUAUUGCCGUUGCGUUAUCAGAUCAACAAUUGAUAUAGUCCAUCUUGGCAUGCCUUGUACGAUAGCUCAGUGUAGGUUCUUCUGUAUCCCUAAGGAAAAUAAUUUACAUAAGCACAGGAAAGAGGGAAGGAAUGAAAAAAGAGGAACAGAGUGGUCGGUAAAUCGAUUUUUGAUUUCUUGCCUUGUAAAUUAUAAACAAACAUAAAAUUGAUAAAAAAAGAGGAUCCAACGCGUCGAUUCGAUGAUAUUACGUGAAGAAAAAAGACAAGGAGAACGCCGAGGAGCUAUCGAUUGACGCUCCAGUGGGAAAUAAAUGAUUAAUUCUAUUAACCAUAUAUUAAUUGUAGAAUGAAAGUAAAUUGCGCUAAUGCUCGUGCACAUGAAAGCGUACGGUAUAUAUUUUACAUACAACGAUCGCACUAGGAAUCAAAAGUCAACACCAAAUACGUAUCGGGACGUGGGCUUAAAUUCGCGCCUUAUAUUCCUAAUUAGUCGCCAAGCCGAAUAUUUUGCUUGUUAUUGUUUUCUUUUUUUUCUUCUUCGAGAGAAUCUCAUUUCUAGUUUUCUUUUUUUUUUUCUUUUUUUCUUUUCUUUUGGAUGGCUACCCAUCUCAGUCUUUCUUUUUUCUUUAAUCGCGUUUCCAAUUAUAAGGAGAGCAAUCAUCCUGGAAUGAUCUUAUCGAUACCCAUCCAAAGCUUUAAAGCUGCUUCUCACUGUACAUAGAGAAAUGAGAAUUAAACUGCGAGACUCUAAGUACUUCUGCACUUACGCUAAAUCGUCUAAGGACGACGGAAAAAGAAGAAAGAACAAAAAACACUUGCCAAAGUUCGUCGUUCUUUCACUUAGUAGAAAGCCUCAUAUUAGUUGUUUCUGUCUAUAAAAUGCGAAACUUGUCGAUUGAGCUAUCCCGUAUGUAUGUUCAUGUACGGAUACUUUCGUAUUUACCCAAGAGACGUGGUGAUUGUAUCAUUGUUUGCUAUUUUUAAUGAGAAGCGAAGAAACAAAGCAGAGAAGAACAAAGUUUCUGUCUUGCGAUACAGUGACAACGUCUCUCAGGGGCUGACGAAGAGGAAGUAUCAAAGGCGAAUAAGCAGACGGGAGAAGGAGAGAGAAUUUACCAUGUAAAACUCGUGACAUAGAUAAUCGAAGUAGCUUCCAAACGUAGGAGAGAACGAAAGGAGAUGUAAAAAAAAGGAGAAAGAAAUUUACUUUGUUCUUCCACCACCUAAAAUACGCUAUCACAACGACUAUGUCGAUUUUUGUUUCUUUAUUCUUUUCUUUCUCUUCCUUUCCCUCAUCUUGUUUUACUAAAGUAAUUCGACCCUGCACCUAGCGCGGCCCUCGUCGAAUCUAAAUUUAAUUUCAUUCCAAAGGCAACAACCGAUUGUCCCACUGAGUACCUUGAAUCUUGUUAACAGGCGACUGAGAAGGCGUUAUGCUGUUCAAGAAGAAUGAAUGUCCCGUGUCAGUUUUAUUUUUUCGUUUUUUUAAUUGGCCGAGCUUAAUUGUCCUUUACUUUGUAUGAUAUUGCCUUUUCCGCGUAUAAGUUAUUAAUUUUUUUCCCUUUGUUAAUCCCAAACCGCCCAAGACGGCAUCCAAACGAAAUUAACUUUAUACUAGCCCACUCGUCUUCUGUCCCUUUUACAGAGAAGCGCAACCAACCCACCCACACAUCCCUUUCCCUUCUCCAGAUCGAAUCACAAUUGUUUUGUAUAUUUAUAUAUCGUGGGUUAUUAAUCUGUUAUUAUAAUUCUAUACUGUUAAAACGCGUGAAGCGCGUCUCUUCUUCAUUCGGAGCAUCCGUCGUCGGACACUUGACAUAAUAGCGACAAGAUCCUUCUCGUCUGAACCUCCCUUACUCGUCAUCCCUUAAGAACCAUUUAUACCGCGAGAGCACUUGAUCUGUUUUUCUGUACAUAAAUAUUAAAAAGCUUCCACGAGAAUAUACUUUUUGCUCCAUGUGAAUUGGAAACGCGCCUCUCGUUCACCCAACGAGGUUUUCUUCGUCUGUUUGUAGAUUUUGGAUUUCUUCGUAUUUUUUAGCUCUGUAUCUUUAGGUCUGGAAGUAUAAGACCUUUCUUUUCCGUAGACUUUAUCAGCUACGGUAACCAUUGUUAUACCGUAUUGAAUCAUUGUCAGUGUCGACUGCACCAGGAGCGAUUAUGAAAAGGGAAACGAGAGAGAAUUAUAAUAAAAAAUUGUGCUCUUGUA
Messenger RNA from Cephus cinctus (wheat stem sawfly), 8226 nucleotides. It is a transcript of the gene Slik, whose product is annotated as serine/threonine-protein kinase 10. Gene Ontology annotation, molecular function: ATP binding; protein serine/threonine kinase activity. Gene Ontology annotation, biological process: protein phosphorylation. The record is from RefSeq and is a predicted model, not a curated record. The coding region runs from base 681 to 5396 and encodes 1571 amino acids. NCBI's taxonomy places the organism in Eukaryota, Metazoa, Arthropoda, Insecta, Hymenoptera, Cephidae. The transcript is spliced from 14 exons.